Molecule: messenger RNA, 1215 nt
Organism: Photinus pyralis (common eastern firefly)
Lineage: Eukaryota; Metazoa; Arthropoda; Insecta; Coleoptera; Lampyridae
Exons: 2
Coding region: 30-1145 (371 amino acids)
Biological process (GO): positive regulation of Notch signaling pathway
Cellular component (GO): nucleus
Source: RefSeq, a predicted model, not a curated record
UGAAUAAACAUAACCUCAUUUCAUGCACCAUGGAGAGUUCUGAAUUGUGGAAUGUGAAAAAUUUAAAACCACCUCCUGUAAUGACAAUUAAACAAAAUAUUCAAGAGAAAGAUGGUACAACUUUAAGGAACAUCAUUUCUGAAGCAUGCCUGGCGUUUAAGAAUCACUCGACUUUCGAGCAAGAAGCUGCCUUUUUAUCGAGAUUUACGUAUUGCAUGAAAACAAAACUCAGACACUGUAAGGGUCUCAAAACUAUUGCCAAAGUAAAUCAAGCGUUAUUGCGGUAUUUACGAAUGAACGUUCUUCAUCAUUUAGAAACUUUUUCACACGCCCUUCCCGAGACUUAUUCGGACGUUAUGUAUAUGCCUGCUCGUAAUAUGCUACUGUACUUGUUAGUGAGGCUACAAGGCUUUGGGAAGCUAAUGGUACGUCUUGUUGAAACUACUCAAGUUGCCGCCUCGACAUUGGAACAACUGAUCACCUUGGGACACAUGUGGAAGAUUUAUUUUCUCGCUUAUGGUAUUGUCUCGCGAAUUUAUACUUUGUCACGCAAUAUUGUGAAGUACGCUUGCCGGUUGUACUCACUUUUACUUCCGUUUGUGCCUGUCUUACAAAAUUCGACUGUCAAUUGGUUACCCAAAAGUUACAUUUUACCCAAAGAUCCACAUUUAUGGCUCGAAACAGAAUGUUUAGACGACCUUCCUGAAAAUGUGCCAACUGACAAACCGUUCCUGUCCUUGCUUAAUUGUGACAUGGGAGAUAGCGACGAGGAGCUCUUCAUCGAUCGUGCUAACAUUGAGAAAGUUACACCCGUCCAUUCUGUGGAGGAUAAACCAGAAAGGACCACCGAAGAUUUGGGAAUACCAGUUUUGCAAAAUUCCAAUGUCAAAAAGCGUCGGAAAAAGAAAAAGAAGGAUACGAAACUGAAUCUACAAACAGUGGACGAUUUGAAACUGUUUGAAAAGGACUUUAAAAGUAAUCCCGAAAAAUAUUCGGAUAAUUUCAAGAAGCUAGACAAAAUGCAGUGUAGUAUGCUGCAUAAACUAGUUUUGAAGUGUCUGAAGAAGUCGUUAAAAAGUGUAAAUAAUCCUGUUAUAGUAGAUGCCUGUUUAGCCGAAGUGAGAAGUGCAUUGUCUUGCUUGUAAUUGAUUCAUUUUGAUUAUACAUUAACAUUAUACCUAUUAUAAUUAUUAUUAAAAACGGUUUUGGCCACAA